ACCCUUUAGGUGUAGCAUUGAGCAUGUGUGCAAAAUACUGGUAUUAAAAUGUAAACAAAAUUGUUCGCUUACAGCUGAAUGUUGCAAAGAUGUGGGUAGUGUUUGUUGUUUGUUUAUAUCUGUGCUAUUCCAGAAAUCUAUGUGGUUUUUACACGUAUGAGGGUCGGUGGUCUGUGUUUUCAGAUUGAAGUUGGUAGGACAACCAAACUUAGUCCUGUUAGCCAUAGCUGAGCCUCUUACGACUCAAGGACAAGCUGGCAAAUAAGACUAAAUGUGUAGUGUAACUAUAUUUAUUUACAUGUAUUUAUAUAUUUGAUUGGAGUUUUACGUCACUGUAGCAAAUAAUAUGUGUAUAUUUCAUUACGUGCUGCCUCAGCUGUGAAUUGAUUCGGAGAGAGGUUAUCAUGUGUCUGUUUGUUGGGUUUUUUUUUGUCACAAGAAAACAGAAUCGGUGGGCAGCAAGCGUAAGAGGAUAAGGAAUCGUGCCUACGAGCAGGUAACAACCUCUGCCAAGUUUGCUCGUCCGGGCCCUGUGUCUGCCUCGGAUGAUUCUGGAAGCCCCCAAAAAAGCAAAGGAAAGGGAACUCGUAGAGGCAGAACGAAGGGAAAGAGGAAGCGAGGCUCUGCACAGAUGUCAGAUGAAGAAGAAAAUGCAGUGGUCAGUCCUGAGGCAGAACAAUUACCAGGAGAGAGAGAGGUAGGCACGGAAAUGUUACAUAUGCCAACUCUGGUCUCUGCUGACGAAAACAUAUCUGAGAAAAAGAGCAAAGGAACCAAGAAAUCUCCAAGUGCAAAGCAAAGGAAGAAAGCGGAAUCAAAUUCCAAACAGACCAAAUGUCCUAAGGUGGCAUUGAAAGGAAGUAAAUCGCUUGGGAAAAAGAAGCAGGGCAAACCAAGUUGUUCACCGUCAAAGUCUAAAAAGGCUUCAGCAUCAGGGACACAAAGAAAGCAACAAAAUCAAAAUGAUGCCCAGAGUUUGAAAUAAUUAUACUGAUGUUAGUGUUUUAUGAUGAUUUGCGCAUUUUGUUUGGAUUAAUUCAAAAUUCCAAAAAUUCCAUAAUGUGAAGGAAACAGCUUGUCCUGUUAUCAUGGGAGUGGCCGAAUUCGACAAUCGCUGACAAAUUGCACCAUUUACGUUUCAUUUGGCGUUCAACACCAAUUCACUGCCACAGGUUAGUAAGACUGUGGCUUGAUUUAUUUAUCUGAUUAUUUGUGGGGACUAGCUAUAUUCAAGAAUAUUUCACUUAUAUAACGGCGACCGUCAUUAAACCAGGCAAAGCCCUGGGGAAAGCCACGAUCAUCCGCAGGUUGCUGGAUGACCUUUCCAUGUACGUCCGGAGAGGAAGCCAGCAUGAGAUAAACUUGAACUCACAGUGGGAAGCCUCUGAAUCAUUUCGCU
Liolophura sinensis is the source of this 1399-nucleotide messenger RNA. RefSeq lists its product as uncharacterized. The record is from RefSeq and is a predicted model, not a curated record. The coding region runs from base 632 to 985 and encodes 117 amino acids. Lineage: Eukaryota; Metazoa; Mollusca; Polyplacophora; Chitonida; Chitonidae. The transcript has 3 exons.